Molecule: messenger RNA, 684 nt
Organism: Fraxinus pennsylvanica
Lineage: Eukaryota; Viridiplantae; Streptophyta; Magnoliopsida; Lamiales; Oleaceae
Source: the annotation of a GenBank genome assembly
AUGGACAUGUUGGAUAUCUCGGCCGGCCGAUCACCUAGACGAGAGCUCCAAGGGCCUAGACCGACACCUCUAAAAGUACGUAAAGAUUCUCACAAGAUCAGAAAACCGCCUGUGCCACCACAACCUGCUCGACCCCAAGUGCCACCCCGGCCACCGGUUAUUAUAUACACAGUCUCUCCCAAGAUAAUUCACACAAACCCUAAUGAAUUCAUGUCAUUAGUACAACGUCUAACCGGCCUAGAUUCAACUUGUUCUUCGUCUAUGAUCACUUCGUCACCGUCUUCUUCUUCGGCUUUUCAAGUUAAUAGUGGUGAAAUAUCUCCAGCUGCACGUUUUGCUUCCAUUGAAAAAACCAAAUCCCCUGAAGGGAGGAAAUUGCAGCAAGAUUUUGACAUGGGAAUGAUUGAGGGAAUAGAGAUAAACGCCGAGUUUGAGAGGCCGUCCGGCCAGUUUCCGGGCAUUUUGUCGCCUAACCCGGCUUCUCUUCCACCUAUCCCACCAAUUUUUUUCUCUCCACCAUCUGAUCCCAAUCCAUUAGGGUUUUUCAAUGAUCUCAGCCCCGUUUUACACAGUAACAGGAAUUAUAUAGACUAUAGUUUAAUGCCUAGUCCUUCAACUUUUGUUUCACCUCAUAUUCCUUCUCCAAAUACUCUAGACCUUUUCAAUGUCUUUUUUGACAUUUAA